AUGUCGAGCUCAGAUGAGGAGAAGCCGGAUUAUUUGAACCGUGACGCAGAGGAAUCUGAUAACGGUGGUGCUAUCGAUUCUAGUGACGAGGAAGAUGAUGACGAUGAAAAUGAAAUUGCCAAAGUUCGCGAUGGGUUCAUCGUGGAUGAUGAAGAUGAAAAUGAAGGGUCAGAAGACUCUUCUUCUGAAAGAAGACACCGUCGUAAAAAGAGAAAGCAUAAGGAGAAAACCCCAAAAGAUGAAGACGAUGCGCUUGAUGAAGAUGACUUGGAUCUUUUAAUGGAAAAUACUGGGGCUGCUCCAAGAGCCAAAUCGAAAUUCAAGAGAUUGAAGAAAGCUUCUUCCGAGGAUGAUAAAUCUCAAUCGACUUCCAAUAGAGCAAGUAAUGCGCUAGAUGAUAUUUUCAGCGAUGAAGAAGAAGAACCAGAAGAUGAAGCUCCGGCCAAUGGAGGUAGAAGAAGAACCGACCAUGAUGAAAUGGACGAUUUCAUUGAAGAGGAUUCUGAUGAUGAAGAAGAUCGUGAUGUCAAUCAUGCUUCGCGUGAUAGAAGAUAUAGACCUCAAGCCACGUCGGUUAUCGCACCACAAUAUAGUGAUAUCGACCAAGAAAAAUUGGACCAGUUGUUUGAAAUUUUUGGUGAUGGUACCGACUACCAAUGGGCCUUAGAUUUGGAAGACAUUGAUGGAGAUAACGAUGAUGGCGAAGAAGGUGAUGGGGUUCCUAAAUUGACUGAUAUUUUCGAACAAACCGAAUUAAAGGAAAAGAUGUUGACUGAGGAAGAUAACCAAGUUAGAAUCACAGAUAUUCCAGAAAGAUUCCAGGAAAUGCGUUCAGUGGUCAAGAAUUAUGAACUAGAUAUCGAAGAUUUCGAAUUUGAAAAAACCUGGAUCAGAGAAUCCAUGGCCGUGGAGAAGUAUGAGUUCUUCCAAAAUAAUGAAUACCUUAUUGAACCUUUUGAACAUGCUGUUGGAGAUGUAUUGACAUUUAUGUGUGAAGACAAUUUGGAAGUUCCAUUCAUUUGGACCCACAGAAGAGAUUUCAUUACUCAUGCUUUCAAAGACCCAGAAACCGGCGAGUUUAUCCUUAAGGAUUUACUUGAUGAAGAUGAUUUGUGGAGAAUUUGCCAGUUGGAUAUUGAUUUCCACAGCUUAUUGAGCAAAAAGAAAACCGUCAUUAGUUUGUUGACCAAACUUGGGAAAUUAGAUGAAUUCGAAGAAGAGCUUGAAGGAUUGAAGAAAAUCAAUGAAUAUCAGGAUUUCUAUGACUAUGUGUUGUUCAAGUUUUCUAAAGAGUUGAAAGAGAUACAGAAGGAAAGCCAAAAGGAUGAUGACGAUCUCGAAGAAAUUGAUGAAGAUGAAGAAGAAGAUGACUAUAAUUUUAACCGAGGCUCCAACGUCAGAAAAUCCAAGGACUCUAAAAUCAAGAGUAGAAGACAUCAGAAAUAUUCGAUUUGGGAUAGGGUUAGAGAUUCUGAUUUGAAUGAAAUGAUUGAAAACUUUGGUAUCACCGCUAGUCAAGUGGCCACCAAUAUUUCUCAAGAAACUAGACAAUAUUUCACCGAAGACCCGACCGAAGAGCCAGAACGUGUUCUUGCUGAGAUUUGUACCAGAGCUGACAGUGUUUACACCAACAUUAACACUUCAAUGAACUUGGUGAAAAAAUUAUACGCCGAAGAAUUGUAUCAUGAACCACGAAUCAGGCACGCUAUCAGAGAGACUUUUGCCAAUUAUUCGGUUAUCAAUGUGAAAUUGACAGAAAAGGGUAAAGUUAAGAUAAAUAAUGCCUCACCAAACUAUGACUUCAAAUAUUUGAUGAAUAAACCGGUCACCCAAAUGAUUCAUGAACCUGACUUGUUUUUGCGUAUGUUGAUUGCAGAACAAGAAAAUUUGAUCGAAAUUGUUUUCCAUGUACAAGAAUAUGAUCAGCUCUUAGACAAAAUCUUCAGUACUUCGUUUGCAUCGGAUAGCGAAUCAGAAAUUGGAUCUAAAUGGAAUGAAAUCAGAAGAGCAUCAUUCGAUUUGGCAAUCAAAAGAUUGAAUACUCUUGCCCGGAUGCAUCUUAAGGAAGAACUUAGAAAGCAGUGUGAAAACAGCGUAUUCUUAUCAGUUAGAAAUGCUGUGAAUAAGAAAUUAAACCAAGCUCCAUACAGACCUCCAGGUUAUGAAAUUGGAGCCAUCCCAUAUACCUUGACCUUAUCUGCUGGUGAAGGUAAUUUCCAUUCUGACGCGGUUGUCGGGGUAUAUAUGAACGAGUUUGGGGAAGUUAAAGAGUUUAUUAAAUUUGAAGAACAUCCAUUGAGUCCGGAGUUCAUAGAUUCAUUCGUUAAGAAAGUUCAAAGUUUGAAUCCUGAUGUUAUUGGUAUUAAUGGUUACAAUGCUCGGAGCAAAAAACUUUAUGAUCGUGUUUUGGAGAUUGUCAAUUCUGAAAAACUUCGUCCGGCUGCUCAAUCUGAUGGUGAUUAUCGGGAAUAUGAAAAUAAUGAGCCACCAAUUCUUGAUGUAAUUUUUGUUGCUGAUGAUAUUGCUAGAUUAUACGAGAACUCUGUGAGAGCCAAACAAGAAUUCCCUGAUAAAUCUAGUUUGUUCAGAUACUGUGUUGCCUUAGGCCGUUACUUGCAAAGUCCUUUGCUUGAAUACAUUAACAUGAAGGAUGACGUUACUUCAGUGUUCUUCUACCGUUUCCAACAUUUAUUGAGUAAUGACAGAUUAAAAGAAGCCAUCACCACGGCAUUUGUUGACAUUGUGAACUUGGUGGGUGUGGAAAUCAACAGAGCGAUCCGUGAAUCUUACUACGCCUCCUGCUUACAAUAUGUUGCUGGUUUGGGACCAAGAAAGGCCUCUGGUUUACUUCAAAGUAUCCAAACUAAGAGUUCAUCUGGUUUGGUCAACAGACAACAACUUAUCACUUCACAAUUAACAUCGAAGACUAUUUUUCUUAAUUGUGCAAGUUUCCUUAAGUUUACCGAAACCGUUAAUGGUAGAUAUGCCGAUGAAGCUGAUGUUCUUGAUGAAACCAGAAUUCAUCCUGAAGAUUACACUUUGGCGAUUAAGAUGGCGGCUGAUGCCUUGGAAUUGGAUGAAGAAGAUAUUGAUGAUUUGGAAAAAGGUGAAGGUGUUAUCAGAAAGUUGGAAGAAGGCGAUAAUGUAUACAAGUUGAACGAUUUGAUUCUUGAAGAUUAUGCUUUAGAAUUGGAGAAUAAGAGCGGGAAAAGAAAGAGAGCAACUUUGUAUAUGAUCAAGGAAGAAUUGUUGGGCCAUUAUGAUGAAUUUAGACGGAAGUUCCACAUUAUGAAUCCUCAAGAAAUCUUUGUGUCGUUGACCGGAGAAACCCCAGAAACUUUCUAUCCUGGUAUGAUUUGUACUGUGGUCUUGAAGAAAAUUGCUGAUAAAUAUGUUCAAGGGGUCACUCAAUUCAUGGUGCAAUGCAGAAUUGGUAUUGAGCAUUUGAAAGAAAAUAAUGACCGCAGAAGAAUUGGCGAAAUUUUCCAUCUUCAACAAGCGAUCCAGGCGAAGAUUCUCGAAAUUGAUUAUGAGAAAUUCAUGUCUGAUGGGUCAGUUUUGAAAAGAGAUUUGCAGAAUCGUGACAAUAAGCAUAAACAAAGAAAUCCUGCCGAGUGGAAUAGAAAUGCUGAACUAGAGGAUGAACGGACAGAAAAACAAAAGUUGAUCGAAGAAAGCAAACCAAAGAAGGUGGUAGAACAUCCGUACUUCCAUAAUUUCAACUCCAAACAAGCCGAAGAUUAUUUGGCAUCGAGAAGCCGUGGUGAUUUGGUUAUUCGACCAUCAUCUCGAGGUGAACAUCAUUUGGCGAUCACUUGGAAAGUCGACAACAAUUUGUACCAACAUUUGGAUGUCACGGAACAAAAGGGAAAAAAUAAGAAUAAUCAAGAAGUCAAGAGUUACUUUGUGUCUGGGAGAAAAUACAGUGAUUUGGAUGAAUUGAUUACUUUCCACAUUGCUCCGAUCGUGAAACUUGUGGAAGCGUUGAUCAAUAGUGAUAAGUUCUACAACAAAUCCCGUGCCGAUGCCGAGAGUUAUUUGGAUAGUUAUAUUAGAGCCAAUGAGAAGAGAGGGUACUAUAUUUUCUGCUUUGACCACAAACGUCCUGGUCGGUUCAGUUUGUUGUUCAAAGGAAAUGAAAAAUCCAGCAUUCAUACCUUACCGAUCGAGGUGAACCCCGACGGUUACGUGCUUGCUAAUUACAAUUACCAAACUGUUGGGUUGCUCACCAAUGGGUUCAAGACUCUUGCCAAGAACAAGUUCCGUCCAUUACCAAAGAAUGAUGGGGCCAGUUCGGUUCAUAGAUAUAAUAAUGGCGGGGGUAGUCGUCAUGGUGGACCACAGUAUAGAGGGGGGCCUGGAGGGCACGGGGGCCAGACUGGCUAUGGUAAUGGAUCAGCAUACGGUGGGAACUAUGGUGGUGGUGCAAACCGUUCGAAUUAUGGUCAACAAAUGUAUAAUAAUAACGGCUACGCUGGUGGUUACUAG
Saccharomycopsis crataegensis is the source of this 4488-nucleotide messenger RNA. RefSeq names its product chromatin-remodeling histone chaperone SPT6 (gene SPT6). The coding region runs from base 1 to 4488 and encodes 1495 amino acids. The transcript has a single exon. Gene Ontology annotation, biological process: transcription elongation-coupled chromatin remodeling; nucleosome organization; transcription elongation by RNA polymerase II. Gene Ontology annotation, molecular function: nucleosome binding; histone binding; DNA binding. The record is from RefSeq and is a predicted model, not a curated record. Gene Ontology annotation, cellular component: transcription elongation factor complex. NCBI's taxonomy places the organism in Eukaryota, Fungi, Ascomycota, Saccharomycetes, Ascoideales, Saccharomycopsidaceae.